AUCAGCGAAGCGCACCUUUUUCUAAUUAGUCGUCAAUAUCAGCUUCUUAUGGUAAACAACUAGAAAAUCUAAAAUUAACAUUGUAUUGUCAGUGGAUUGUAAAAAUACAGUUGAUAUUUUCAUCCCCUGGAAUUGCAAAGAAAAUUCAAAAGCGGAUACAACAAGUAACUGUACCAUUUAUAUGAACAACUAUGUGAAAGUUGUUUUUUUUUAUGUUUUUCUUAACAAGUUCUUAAUGCUAACAGUAGGACGCUGGACACAGAGGCAUUUCAUUCUGCUGGCUCUUUAAGAAAAGUGACGUUUUCCUUUGUGGGCGUAACCCGGAAGACUGCUGUCAUUGCAUCAGGCGUCAACAUGGAGCUCGCCGUGUAAUGGCACAGCUGUCGCUGCUUGGUUAUAUGAAUACGCUUAGUCACUUUGCUGCUUCGUUGAUCAAAUUCAGAGGAGCCCGCGGUUCAACGGUUCGUUGCGGACUCGUAACAGAAAUGUACACAGAGCCCAAGACCAAGCUGCUACGUUUGCUCAUGCCGACCUCCGAUGAGCCGACGAUUGAAACUGGGGUCCAAACAGAGGAAACAGAGAUCCUGAAUUUCACAGUGAAGGCUCUGAAAGAAGGUGACAUUGUUGCAGUACCCACAGACACCAUCUACGGCCUGGCAUGUCUUGCCCAAAACUCUAAGGCAGUCAACAAAAUCUACAAUGUGAAAGGACGGAACGAAAAGAAGCCGCUGGCGAUUUGUGUUGGGGAAAUUCGGGAUGUUUAUAAGUACUGUAAGGUGCGGGUGAAGGAGGAGCUGCUGGUGGACCUGCUCCCCGGUCCCGUCACCCUGGUGUUUGAAAGGUCUAAAGCCCUAAACCCCGAUCUCAACCCCUUCACAGCGCUUGUCGGCGUGCGAAUUCCGGACCACGGCUUCAUGAGGCGUCUUUGCCAGAUUUGUAAGGAGCCGCUGGCCCUCACCAGCGCCAACGUCAGCUCGCAGAGCAGCACGGUGAAAGUACAGGAGUUUCAGCAGCUCUGGCCCAAACUGGCCGUCGUGGUGGACGGCGGACCGAUACUUGACCAGAGCCGCCUCGGGUCAACAGUGGUCAACCUGUCGGUAUUUGGAAAGUAUCGCAUUAUCAGACCCGGCUGUGCCCUUUCUUCCACGCUUGACGUGCUCGAGCGCAAAUACGGACUGUCAGAGGACUCGGGGCAAGAAUGACCUUUAAACUCUCCACACUCCAAAACACACGCUGAGACGCACAAGCAGCUUUGACACGGCGCUCCUUUCGGAAAGCAUGAAUCUGUGCAUUUCUAACUUUCAUAGGGCAAAACUUUAACUCUGAGCUCCUGAGUGCUUUCUUCUUUGGGUGAAGAGAUUGUAUUUAUUUUUUUACCAUCCAUUUUUUUGGAUGCUGUCUGACAUUUGUUCAUGAAUGAGUUGGGAAAGUCCCAUCUGUUGUCUCUAAAGCAUUUUAGUGUAAAUGGUCUCAGGGAAGGAAGGGAUGAGCACUUGCGUUAUUCACUGUAUGAAACUUUGUGGUUACAUUAAGGUUAAAGAGUUCUUCAGACUAGAAAGCCCUUGUUUUUUCUUUGAACUAUUUUGUAAAGGUAUCUCUGCCAUAUUACUGUAAGUUACAGUUUUCUGUGUAAAACCAAAACUGUGUAACUUCAGAUGCAUCUUAAAUAUGAAAAUAUUGCAAUAGCUUCAAAUUUAGGUACAUUCUCUGUUUUUUGCCAAUUUCCUAGUUAAAAUUGGAUAGUUUCCUUUUUCCUCCAUGAAGUGCCUGAUAUAAGGUUAAUUAAUGGAUUGUGCAAUGGCUGUAUAUUUACAUUAAAAUGUUUUUUUUAUGAAUCAUUGUCCUCUUUGUGUUUUAGAA
Molecule: messenger RNA, 1860 nt
Organism: Menidia menidia (Atlantic silverside)
Lineage: Eukaryota; Metazoa; Chordata; Actinopteri; Atheriniformes; Atherinopsidae
Source: the annotation of a GenBank genome assembly